Lodderomyces elongisporus is the source of this 1200-nucleotide messenger RNA. It is a transcript of the gene FAL1, whose product is annotated as ATP-dependent RNA helicase. Gene Ontology annotation, molecular function: ATP binding; RNA helicase activity; mRNA binding. Bases 1 to 1200 code for a protein of 399 amino acids. Gene Ontology annotation, cellular component: catalytic step 2 spliceosome; nucleolus. The transcript has a single exon. The record is from RefSeq and is a predicted model, not a curated record. NCBI's taxonomy places the organism in Eukaryota, Fungi, Ascomycota, Pichiomycetes, Serinales, Debaryomycetaceae.
AUGGACGAAUUUGAUAGGGAUCUUGACAAUGAGUUGGAGUUUAGUCACAAGUCGACGAAAGGUGUUAAAGUUCACCGUACUUUUGAAAGUAUGAGGUUAAAGCCCGAGUUGUUGAAAGGAAUAUAUGCAUAUGGGUUUGAAGCUCCAUCGGCAAUUCAAUCAAGAGCAAUUAUGCAAAUCAUUAGUGGGCGUGAUACCAUUGCACAAGCCCAGUCGGGAACAGGAAAGACUGCCACAUUCUCCAUUGGGAUGCUUGAAGUGUUGGAUUCCAAGUCCAAGGAGUGUCAGGCUUUGGUUUUGUCGCCGACUAGAGAAUUGGCAACACAGAUUCAGAAUGUGAUCAAGCAUCUUGGAGACUAUAUGAAUAUUCAGACAUAUGCGUGUAUAGGAGGCAAGAAUGUUGGUACAGAUAUCAAGAGGCUACAACAAGGACAGCAAAUUGUGAGUGGUACUCCCGGUAGAGUUCUCGAUGUCAUCAAGAGACGUAAUUUGUCCACGCGUCAUAUCAAGAUGCUUAUCCUUGAUGAAGCCGAUGAAUUAUUUACAAAGGGGUUCAAAGAGCAGAUAUAUGAAAUAUAUAAACACUUGCCACCUGGAGUGCAAGUAGUUGUGGUUAGUGCCACUUUAACGCACGAGGUGUUGGAGAUGACUGGCAAAUUUACUACCGAUCCUGUAAAGAUUUUGGUCAAGAGGGAAGAAGUGUCGCUUUCAGGGAUUAAGCAGUACUAUAUCCAAUGUGAGAAGGAGGAUUGGAAAUUCGAUACCUUGUGCGAUCUAUAUGACAAUUUAACAAUUACACAAGCAGUGAUUUUCUGCAACACUAAAAUCAAAGUCAACUGGUUGACUGACCAGAUGCGAAAACAGAAUUUCACUGUGGUGGCUAUGCAUGGGGAUAUGAAACAGGAAGAGCGAGACGCAAUAAUGAAUGACUUUAGAUCAGGGAACUCUAGAGUGUUGAUUUCAACAGAUGUUUGGGCACGAGGAAUCGAUGUGCAACAAAUAUCGCUUGUGAUCAACUAUGAUUUGCCAUUGGACAAAGAGAAUUAUAUACAUAGAAUUGGUCGGUCAGGAAGGUUCGGAAGGAAAGGCACUGCAAUCAACCUUCUAACGAAAAGCGACACGAUAGAGUUAAAGGCUCUAGAGAAGUAUUAUAGCACUAAAAUCAAGGAGAUGCCAUCGAAUGUCAAUGACGUGAUGUAG